AGUGUAACACAAGACUGGUUUAUUUUAGACAUCACCAUGAGUUUGAGUACAGAGGUAGAAGAGCUAUUGCAUACACCAUUGACAUUUUUAGCAGAAGAUGAACUACAAGAAGCAUUUACCAUAGUCACAACUUUAUUGGAGGUGUUUCCAGAAGAAAAGAACAGAUUCAAGUCCACUCUUGAAGGCAUUCUAGCCACGUGGGGGAGACUUCUUGAACGCAGUGGUCAAUUUGAUAAGCUGUUUGCGUGUUAUCACAAAGCAUUGAUUGUUUUCUGUGACCAUGAAGGAAUUCUUUCAAACCUCGGAGCUCACUUACUGAGAGCUGGCUACAUGGAAAAAGCUUCAGAGUAUUUUCAUGAAUCUCUUAAGGUCAAUAGUAACUAUCUUCCUGCACAACGAAACCUUGAAACAGUACGCAGUUACAUGGUUGAAAGGUGGCAUUUUCGAAUGUUAAAUGAUAACAUUAGAAAUAAUGGUUUUAGAGAAGCUAUAAUUAAGAAGAUUAAAAAAGGAUUUGAUUGUGUUCUUGAUAUAGGAACAGGAACCGGAAUACUCAGUUUGUUUGCAAUUGAGGCUGGAGCACAAAAUGUGUAUGCAUGUGAUAGCAAUGAAACUAUGAUAAAUAUUUCAAGACAGGUUUUUGAGAGAAAUAAUGCUAUUGACAAAGUUAAAAUAAUACAUAAAUUGUCAAAUGAUAUUAAAAUACCAGAUAACAUACCUGAAAGGUCAAUCUUCAUUCAAGAUGGGGGAAAUGGACUUCCUAAGAGGGAUAAUAUGCUGCAAUUAACUUUGAGCCGUAUGGAAGAAAGUAACCUUUCAACCAUCGGGCUGACAGAAGGUGACUCGACGACCAAGAAAGAAGAGACUGGUCGCCGUAACUGUAAAGAGCAUGCUGACAAUGACAAACUUCGAGCCACCGCCAAGAAUGUGGUCUCUCGGCCAUUCGGAUGGAAGAAGGUAAACUUCGGGAGACAACUGUACAAUGAUUCAGGCUAUUCUGUCUUGAUAGUUUCAUUAGUUGUCACAGAAACAAUGGACAUUGGUCUCCUUGGAGAAAAUAUUUUGCAGACUUUAAUUCAUGCAUGGGAUUCAUUAUUGCUACCAUGCUCUGAUGAAGCAAAAAGGUGCUUAUCUGAUGUCAAGACAGGGUGUGUGAUACCUCAUUCAGCUGAUGUCUGGGUUGCUGUUGUUGAAUGCCCUUACAUUGGUUUAAAACAUAGAGUUCUGCAUUACGCAGAUCAGGAGAUGGCAGAAAACGUACCUCAUCCUGAACAAAAGUAUGAUUUUGAUUGUCAUGAUUUUAUUAAACUGAACCUUUUUACAUCUGAUGGAUGUGAUUAUGAUAGUAUGGAAUUGGGAAGUCUGCCCCAAGGAUAUAGGUUUCUGACUGAACCGUGUAAAGUCAUGGAAGUAAAUUUUAAUGAUCGUAAUGGAAUGGAGCAGUUAUUAAAAGGCGAAUCUGGAAAGAAUGAAAUAAAGUUCAUAUGCAAUGUGGAAGGGCAGGCUGAUGCUGUUGUAUUAUGGUUUGAUUUGAAAUUGGAUGAAGAUAUUGAACUGACUUCAUCUCCCAUGGAUGCCAUUAAUCGUGCAAAAUGCUGGGACCAAGCCAUCUUUCCAUUGCAGAUUCCUAUUCGCGUCAAAGAACUUCAAAGCCUUAGCAUGAAUGUUAACUGUGGAGGAGGAAGGAUAUCAAUAAAAUUAUAUUCAUUUAAUGAAACAAAUGACAAAAGUGAAACUUCUUGUUCAGAUUCUAAUUCAACUUUGCUUCAUAAAGAAGUAGAUCAUUCAAUAUUUGUUAAGACUAACAGUGUACCUGAUUCUAUAAAAUCCAUAAAAAAUUAUCCAGUUUCCAAAGAGAUCAUUAGUUUCUUAAAUGAUAAAUGUUGGAUUAACUCUCUAAAUGAAAUGUUACAUAUAUUUUUGCAGUCUGAUAUUGCUAGGAAUUGCACAGACAUUCUUGAUAUUUCUCCCUUUCCAUUGUUUGGAUUAGCAUUUCUUAAAAAUAGGCAGCAGUUAUAUGGGAUUUGUCCUGUAACUCUGACGUGUGUAGCAAAUGAAGAACAGGAUGUAACAGCCAUAAUGUCAACAGCUGAAGCAAAUAAUAUUAGUCGUGACAACUUGCAUAUAGUACAUGGUGAAAUAGAUGAUAUUUUGAGCCCAUCUCCCAAAUUUGACUUGAUUCUUUUAACUCCAGUUGAAACUACAGGAAAACUACAUGAAAAGAAUAUCACCUACCUUCCAUUUUUUAAUCUGAUCAAGAAACCUUCAGGUGUAGUUGUGCCAAUUGAAAUAAAAAUAUGUUCACAACUAAUAUAUUCUCAGUGGUUAAGUGAAGUUUCUUUUGUUCAGAGUAAUGAUAGAGUAUGUGGCUAUGAUGUUGCUCCACUUAUAAAUGAAUACAAGAUAUCAGAGCAUCUGGACUUCACUCUUUCAACCCUUAAGAGUGAUAUUUACUCUGAGGUAAUGGAAACACCAGCAGUAACAACAGAGGAGCUUAUGUCAAAUCUUGUUGAGCCUUGGACCUGUGAACUCAUUGUUACCAUUAAAAGAGAUGGUGUUAUUAAUGCUCUUCCAUACUGGUUUAAAAUAAAACUCUUUCAUGGUAUGUCAGAAGUAACAACAUAUUCUCCAACUUCCUUUGCUAAUCAAGCAACAAUAUUAUUUGAACCUCACAUAGAAGUUAAAACUGGAGACACCAUGCGUGUUGCAUUCACUUGCCAUCAAGGAUUAAUGAAUGCAGUUAUCACAAAAGUCGACUAAAAUAUCAUAAAGUGCAUAGUAAAAAGCACAAAAAUGCACAAGCAUGCACAAAAAUUUUGAUUGGCAGUUGUCACCAUUGACUGCCAGGGAGACAAAUUUUCCUACAUCAACCAAAGUGGUCACCAUUUGUUGGUGUCAGUUACAUUUGAUGCAAUUCGAGCGCAUUUGCAUCACAUGCAUGGGGCACCAAUGACCAUUCAGUGAUCACAGCAUAGUCCCAAGAAGCCACGCGUUUGGAUGGAGAGUUUCUCAAUGUUCAUAGCCCAGAGAUAGGGAGGGCACCCCCCUCAGAGUAAUUUUCUAAGUGAGGCAUCAAUGUGCGUUGAAAUGAACCAAUGUAGACAACUUUUCAGUUUUUCUUUGUAAAUUCUUCCCGUUGUUUUCUAGUUUAAAAUAAUCUAUAAGUCUGUUGUCUUUAUCUAGAUUUACUAGGAAUCUUGUCCUCGUACUUAUGGAAGAGGAAAGGUAAUGCAGUGUUCUCUAAUCCAAACCUCGUGGGGAAAUUUAAUAAAUCUAGAUGAUCCAAAAUUGAAUUAACAAGCAAUUGUUUUUGUUUUAAAAAAAAAAGUUAAAUAUGUUGCAUGAAGCACUUGCUAUCUCCCAUUGCCUAGUUCCCAUCUUGUCAUUCCAAUCUUACUUUCUGAAUCUUUUGUUUUCCACUCGCUCUCCAAUUCCUAAAUCUUUUUCCUUUAUUGAACAGGUUCGUUUGCAUUUUGGCUUCCUCUUUUUGGACCACCAGAACAUUUAAUUUCAUUUUUGUAUCUAUUGAUGCAGAUUUUCCAGUGUCUGCCAGGUUGUUUCAGAUGCAAAAACACAUCCAUAAUAAAAAGAACAUUAGAAUCAUUAGCUUUUGAAAAUAUGAUGCCAAAUAAUUCAGUAAUGGUGUGUAUGAAUUUGUGGAAAAUUGUCAUGAUUUGAUUGACAUGAAAACGUCUCAAUUUUGAAAUCAUUUGUUGGGUAUCAUUUGAAGAUCAAAUUUUGAAGAAUAAAUUGUAGCAAGAAAUAACAAUGAACCUCAAUAGAGUUGUAGGACAAAAAAUUGCAAUUUUUGAAAAUAUAUGUACCAAUACCAUAUUUGUAAGUGAACUGUGUGCUAUUUGAUCAACAAAUUUAUAGCAAAAAAUUGGAAUCAUUGAAGCAAAUGUUGAAAAUGGUCAAUGGACUUCAAGUACCCUUAGUGCUCAAAAACUCCUUAAACCCCUUUUUUGUGUGUGUUUUUUCUUCUUUGAGAAUCUUAGCAUGUUUUGGAAGGAUUUGGGGGAUGAUAUAUUUCCCUCUACCAGACUGAGAUGCACCAAGCUCACUUGAUCUGAAUGGUCGACUGGAAGAGUUCUAACCAUGAGUUGGACACAAAUUAUACAUGUACUAUGUGUAAUACUGGCAUAUAUCUGAAAAAUCACAAUUAUUGUUAUAUUUUUCGUAUUUCACUUACAAAAAUUAAUUUUGUAAUUGUAACAAACAUCUAUGCUUAGGAGAAAUAUUUUUCGGCACAUUUUCAUUAUACCACAAUUUUCUGAAAAGUUGUGGACUUUGGUUAAUGGAAUGUUGAGUUUUUGAUAUCAAUGUUUAGAGUACUAGAAUAAGGUAGUAAUGUGAUGCGAACCUUGUGAAACAUCAAAAACAAUCUCUACUUCAUCAACUUUUAAGAUUUGUUCUCAAGUACAGAGAAUCCCUUUAAAUUUUGUCAGUGAUACAUAAUAUUUUCAGCUUUAUUGGCUGUAUUUUUAUAAUAUCAGUACAAAAUGCAUGCACCUUUCCUCUUUAUAGGUCAUAAAAAUUUACUUUCUAGUUAUCAUCCAUGAAAACAUUUAAUUUAAAAACUACUGGAGGACGAAGUUUUCCUUGUGUAUAAAGAGAAACACAUACCUAAAACAAAUAUGACACGAGUGAGAGCAUAGAGAGCUCAAGACUCCUAAGAGCUGAGCUAUAUCUCAUUGGACUCACAGGAUCGUAUUGAGAGGCACUUCAGCAGGAAAUCUAUGAAGAAACGGUUCAAAGCAUGUGCUGUUCAUAGCACCCAGAUGCGAGGUCUUCCUGGUUCAUGUUAUUGGACUAAUUGGGUGAAUCACAGGUUGCAGGAUAAAUGGAAUGUUGUAUAGGCUACAGCUGUAGUCAUACUAAAAUAUGUGAUAUGCCACUUGACAGGUGUAUUCUUUUUAAAUUUGGUUUUAUUAUUUAAUUACCUUCACUUGUGUAUUGUGCUGUAAAUAUUAUGUUUAUGCAUGUUUCCAUCUAGAGUAUGUUUGAAGAAACUGGUCUGGGACCAAUAUUUACAACCUGUAACAUGUUAGUGAUCUUGAUUCACCACUCAGUAAGAAAGUUAUAUUGAUUUACCAAUUGCGUGCAUCUAUUGCUUAUUUAGUGUACUAAAAAAACAAAAUUAGAUUUUUAUAUUUCUGAGCUAUAUUACAGACACAUCUCAUUAUGUACAAAUCACUGUUGAAUUAAUGUUCGGAAGGGUAAUUUUACAGUAUGAAAGCUGUCAAGAUCAGUAGUGAGUGUUGUGAAAUUUUCAGUAUUAUCAUUAAACCUUAUACACAUACUUCUAGAGAAAUGGCAAAUUCUGAAGCCAGAUAAGCAGUACAUCAGAACCAGACUACUUUUGCUUCAAUACAACAAACAUUUCUGAAAAGACUAACUUAAAUUUCCAGUUACAUUAAAAAAGGGGGUUUAUGUUGAUUACCUAUAAUUUAGUUAAUGGCAAUUUAUAUACUUCAAAAAUGUUUUCGUGUAUACCAUUCUUUUGAGUAUAAAAAAAUAGAAGUAUUGAUUUUGCAGAUUUCUACAUUGAAGAUUGACAACCAAAUGAAUUCUUAUGAUUCAGAUAACCGACUUUAAAUUCUUCCACAUGUGUCACAUUUGCCCUAAGAUGUAUUACGAAAAAUGCACUACACCCUCUUUCUUUGCUUCAAUUAAUUUGGAUGUAGGUGCACUGUAGAUAGACUUGCUACUUCAUCUUUUGUUUUAGAUUUGCUGCUCUUUUGAUAUCCUGAUUUUCCUGGAAAUAAUGGGUUUUGGUGGGAUAGGUAUUUUGGAUGUGCCUUGUAAAUAUUGUUUCACUGGUUAUUCUUUAGUAGUAUGAUUCAUCAGGGGUGGAUACAGAGAUGAAUUUUGGGAGGGGAAGUUUUUCUUUUAAUUCAAUAUGUUUUGGUUGAAUAUGUUAUAUUACAGAUUAUGUAGACUGAUGCAGGUUAAACUCAGCUCAUGCUGCAAUACAAUUUUAUUCAUCUGAAUGUUUGUACGAAAAUAUUUUUUGCUUGAAAGUUUCAUGACUAUUGUACUAUUCAUAACUUGUUACUGAAAAAUUUGGGGAGAAGAAAUUUCCCUCAUUUCCCUCCCCAUGGAGCUGUGCCUGGAUUCAUUGUGAUGAAGUAAUUUCCAAUGCAUAUUGAGCAAACAUGGAAAAAUGAAUUUCCCAUCACUCUCUUGUUGACAGAAACUGAAAUUAACAAGUGUACAUUUCAUAUUAAGCAAUAUUGCUAGGUUUCAUGAAUUUGAUACUAAUUUUUGUAGUCCCAGAUAGAUUUUCAGAUUAUAUUAAACCUGUUAGAUUCACUUUGGAAAUCAUGUUGUACAUUAGGCAAUCAAAAUUUAAAACAUAAGUAGUGAGUGAUGAAAAAUUUCCACUAGGGAAUGAUUUCAAUAUUCCAUUACAAUUCAGCGUGAAAAAAAAUGCAGUAAGAAUUAUAGAAAUGUUUUAUUAUACAAAAUAUUUAUAUUAUAGUUUUACAAUAUUUACAUUACCAAAAAGAUUUAUAUGUAUAUUUGUAUGAAAAUAAAGUACAACCAUUCGUUUAUAGCCCAUGCUGAUAUCCUUCACACUUUUGUACAAAUACUGUUUUGGAAACAAUGUAUUUGGAGAAAAAGUUAUAAUCCCUGUGGUACCAUCCAUAUCGAGGUAUUCUUAUAUCAACAAUAUUUUUUCUCAGGCUAUGUUCACUGCAUUUUCCUGCAAUCUUGUACAUAUGAAUGGGUGAAAACCAUAAGUGAUGUUUUAAAAAUUCAGAGAAAUCUGUUUUAGUCAAUAUUACUAUGAAGUCAUGGUGCUUUGUUUCUUCAUUAAAAUCACAGCAUUUCAAUUGUUCAUUAAAACCAUGAAAAUACAUUUCCACUGAAAUAUAGCCUAAAUUAAAUAAGUUUUUCUCACAAUUUAUAAAAUGUCACUUAUAUCGUUAUGGUUUUUCACCCGUUCAUAUACUACAUACAAAUGACGAGUUGGCAUUCACAGCCAUUCAAAAUAUGCACAAAUACUUCACAGGGCAAAAAAUAUUAUAUAAUGUUUGUUUGCCUCUAUUAUAUAAUACUGACAAUAAAUGAUAUAUAGGCCUAUAAAAUAUCACAAUACUAUAUUUCCAGAAGACAAACUGAAAAUAUUAGCUUCAUGUAUGCCUCUUAAUACCUGAACUUCCCUGACGCAAAAUAUAUAUUUUAUGUUACAUAUACCAUAUUUCUUAUAAAUAAAACACAAAACUAAUAAAAAUACAUAAUUAUUCACACACAGGUCCUGGUGUAUCAUCACAGUCAAUGAUCUCACAUAAGCUUACCACACUGAAAUGACUUUGCUAUUGCAUACCACCUCCAUUAAUAAGUUUACCAUUUACUUCACAUUACAAGAUCAUAAAGACCAGUAACACUUAAAAAAAAUACAAUUGUCUCAGAUUGAAUGAACAAUGAUUUCCAGUAUAUUGCUUGUUUAUUUUUGUCCAUUUUGAGUACUCUUGCAAGUCAGUAUUGAUAAUUUACACUCCAGAAGAAAUAUUCUUGAUUCUUAACUUCUAGGGAUGACUACAAGAACAAAUAAUGGAAGCAUUAUUUAAAAUCAAACAAACUUAAAGGCCACAAAUUUCAUGGGUGAGGGAACAUAUUGAUUGCUCCUGUUCCAAACUAUGUGCCUGGUGCAGUGCCUUUACAAUAAUCCAUGCAAAGUAUCAAAUAUUAACUAAUAGUGACAAUUUUAGGUAAAGUGUUAAUGAUAUUAGCACAAAUUUAUAAAUUCACUAUAAAGAAUUAUGCUCAAUAAUUCAAUUUGAUUUGCAAAUGUGCCAUUGGAGAUAAAGUAUUUUUAAUUCUUGAUCAGAUGAACUUAUUGACAUACGGUGACAAGAGCUCUCUAACAAUAAUUGAUAAUAAUAUCUGUUUAAUAAAUCAAUUGUUCAUUUAUAUGUAAAAACAAUGUGUAAUAUUUGCAAUUCCAGAUAAUGCAAUAUUUUUCAACACAAGGAGGCCAUUGUUAAAAUGUUAAUACACAUAGAAUUCAGCACAAAGAAUUUUUUUAAUUUCUACUUUCAUUUCUUGAGUUUAUCAACUCAUAUACUCACAUGCCUAUUGCCCCCUAAAUGGGGUGCAGUCAACUUCAACGACCCCCCCCCCCCCCCUUUUCAUAUUUCAAAUGUAUACCGCAAAUUUUAUUUUGUCAAACUCAUACAUUCUAAACAAAACAUAAGUUAUUUUGGAAUUCCUGAAAGCUUUAGAGAUUGCUAAAGAAUUGUAUGCUUCUGUACUUGAGAUUUGUAGUAAGGUCUAAGAAAAGGCCAGACAGUCAAUUUGGGCUUCGAUUUUUUUAUGAAAAUACUUUUUUCUCUCCCUAAAUUCUGGCCUACUGUUAAUUCAUACCACAAACCAACUAUUAUUACGGAGAUAAGUAAGUAUUUAUGAAUAAGUUUUUCCAAUUCAACUUAUUACACUUAUCUAUUUCUAUCACAUUUUUUGAAAUGUGAAAAAAAUGUUUUGACCUUUUUGAAGUUCAUACUGUUUACACAGUGAAAAUUUUGUAUUAAACUAAACCAUAUCAAAAGGCAAGAUGUGAAUAAGGGUAAAUGUUUCCUUCUAAACUCUCCUUGCCAUUCUUCAGCUCCCUUAAUUCAAGAACAUACUUGCAUGUACAUAAUUUGCAAUUCAUUUAUCAAUUUCCUAAAAUUAUAAGUGAAUUGAACAAUGUUGAAUAGAAUUUGAAACUACAAGAAAUAUCUCUUUUAUAAAUCAAACUUUGUUAAAGCUCUGUAAAAUCUGUCUAAUGUGUAUCAUUUGGCUAAAAUGGCACCUACCCUUACUCUCAUCUUGUUUGCAGAAUGCCGGAAGGGUAUUAAAAUUCAGCCCUGUGAGUCUACGACAGAUUUUAUUGUUUUAUGUACAUUUUAUUUUUGUUUUAGGUGAUGAAUAAUCAUAACAAGAAAAAACUAUUUUAAAUAUUAGCCAGAAUUAAAUUGAAAAAUAGAUGAUGUGAACAUAUCCAUAACUUUUCCCUAUCUCAAUGCAAAACAGGAUUUGAAAACCGAAAAAUUUCUUAUUGUACAAAAUAAAUCAAAAUUUUAAAGCAAAAAACUUGAAUGCAAAUGAACAAUACUUAUUUCUUGUGAUUUUGUAGUUUCAAUUCCCUUCCCAAACACAGUUCAAUAAAAGAAGUUUAUAUGUUAGAAAAGAAAACAGAAAUUUGCUGUAUGCAAUAUUUAUGAAUCUUGCUUAUUAAAACUUAUUGGUGUUCUGUGGUUAGAGCAACAUUCAAAAGAGUUGCCAACCAGACAAUAAAUUUAAGCAAAUGUAUUUUAAGUUUAAUACAACCUUUAUAUAUAGCUACAUAAAGCAAUUGAUAAACCUACAUUCAUAGCUUUGAACACUAACAAAACUACUUACAAAGAGCUUUUGCUAAAUUUGAGAAAUUUUGAUAUCAAGUUAGCUACUCUUUCUGGAUGAUCAAGAUGAACAUCGUGAUUCCCUUUUACUACAUGACUUGUAAAAUUAUAUUUCCUUUUGUAAACAGAAAUAAUAUUUUUGAAAAAUGGCAUCUUGAAAAACGGGGCCGAUUCACUAGCGAUUAUUAAUAACUGAGGACACUGAAUUUUUGCAAGAGUACUAAUUUGAGUUUUUGCAUCUACAUUUGCCCAUAAUGUUAACUUUAGCCUCUGAUCUGUUGAAUAACUAUAUCCCUCAUCAUUUCUAAUAAGAGAACGUUUCACUAACGUUUCAGCACUUUCAUAAGAUAGGUUUGAAAACCUAUUUUGUGUUAAUCUGGUUACAGCUUCAUUAUAUGAAUAUUUAGGUGCAGCUCGUUCCUGCAUACGCUGCUCUAAAUCACAUAAACCUUUAUUGAGAGUUCUAUGCUUUUCCCAAAAUUGUUCUGUUGGUAUACAGAAUGGUCCAACAGCAUCAAGCAUAAUUAAUUUUGCAACAACCUCUGGAAAAAUUACUGAAAAAUAUGUUCCCAACUGAGCUCCUAAGCUAUGUGCCAUAUACGCAACCUUUUUCCACUCAAAAUAGUCUACUACCCUUUUUAACACUAGUACAUAAUCAAAGAAAUCUAGUACAAGUCCUGAAGGAAAAUGAGAUGAAAACCCAUGGCCAGGAAGAUCUACACACACAUAGAAGAAAGAUGAUGGCAAAAGUGGUAUAAGAUGGUCGAAUGUGUUGGCAUUGUCUUGAAUUCCAUGAACACACAAUACAGGCCAAUCCUUAGGAUUUCCUUUCGAUUUAGCUGAAA
Molecule: messenger RNA, 10234 nt
Organism: Gryllus bimaculatus (two-spotted cricket)
Lineage: Eukaryota; Metazoa; Arthropoda; Insecta; Orthoptera; Gryllidae
Source: the annotation of a GenBank genome assembly